Oryza sativa Japonica Group (Japanese rice) is the source of this 3204-nucleotide messenger RNA. NCBI's taxonomy places the organism in Eukaryota, Viridiplantae, Streptophyta, Magnoliopsida, Poales, Poaceae. The record is from RefSeq and is a predicted model, not a curated record.
CUCAUUCUCUCCAAGGUGAUUUUAGUUCCCAACUUUUUCUUCAAAUUUCUAACUUUUCCAUCACAUCAAAACUUUCCUACACACACAAACUUCCAACUUUUCCGUCACAUCGUUCCAAUUUUAAUCAAACUUUCAAUUUUAGCAUGAACUAAACAAACCCUUAGUAUGAUUUCGUAGCAACACUUUCCUUUGCGCGUGCACCUCCACUCAUAGACCCGUAGACGAAUAAAAAGUCUCGGCCAUACGUUGACUCACGGGAAUUACUCCAAAGCUAUUUGUGAAUCAGUGAAUGUGAUGACCAGACAAGUUAUUUCUUCAGGCUUCACAGUCACAGGCAAGUGAAGAACAAACCAAAUGAAUAUGGCAUGCCUCCCCUUUCUCAUCUGCUUGCUCCUCAUCUCCUUCUGCAAGUGCGAUGAUCAGCUGACACAAGCAAAGCAGCUCCACCCAGGCGACGUGCUUGGCUCCAAGAGCGGGGUGUUUGCGCUCGGGUUCUUCUCCCCUGGAACCUCCAACAAGAGCUUAUAUCUUGGCAUAUGGUACCACAACAUCCCGCAGCGCACAUAUGUUUGGGUUGCCAACCGAGACAACCCGAUCUCCACACCUUCAUCAUCCGUGAUGCUCGCCAUCAGCAAUAGCUCUAACCUUGUCUUGUCAGAUUCCGAAGGCCGAACUCUUUGGACAACGAACAUCACCAUAACUGGAGGCGACGGUGCUUAUGCAGCGUUACUUGACACAGGAAACUUGGUUCUCCAGCUGCCAAACGAAACAAUCAUAUGGCAAAGCUUUGAUCACCCAACUGACACCAUUCUGCCCAACAUGAAGUUUUUGCUGAGGUACAAGGCACAAGUCAGCAGGCGACUUGUCGCUUGGAAGGGCCCAAAUGAUCCAUCCACCGGGGAAUUCUCCUUGAGUGGCGACCCCAGCUUAGACAUUCAGGCCUUCAUCUGGCAUGGGACCAAGCCAUAUUACCGCUUCGUCGUGAUUGGUAGUGUGUCAGUGUCCGGCGAAGCAUACGGCAGCAACACCACCUCUUUCAUAUAUCAAACUCUGGUGAACACACAGGAUGAAUUCUAUGUUAGGUACACAACCUCUGAUGGCUCAGCAAAUGCACGCAUCAUGCUUGAUUACAUGGGAACCUUCAGGUUCCUGAGUUGGGAUGAUAGCUCGUCAUCAUGGACAGUUCGCUUACAACGCCCAGCGAGCACCAUCGACUGCUAUACCUACGCCUCAUGUGGCCCAUUCGGCUACUGUGAUGCCAUGCUAGCCAUCCCAAGGUGCCAAUGCCUCGAUGGGUUCGAGCCUGACACCACCAACUCUUCGAGAGGAUGCCGAAGAAAGCAACAGUUGAGAUGCGGAGAUGGGAAUCAUUUUGUGACCAUGUCCGGAAUGAAGGUCCCUGACAAGUUCAUUCCUGUCCCAAACAGAAGCUUUGAUGAGUGCACGGCUGAGUGCAACCGCAACUGCUCGUGCACGGCUUAUGCUUAUGCAAACUUGACCAUAGCCGGCACCACGGCAGACCAAUCAAGGUGCUUGCUUUGGACUGGGGAGCUAGUCGACACGGGGAGGACUGGUUUUGGUGAUGGUCAGAACCUGUACCUCCGGUUGGCCUACUCUCCUGCCAACAAAAAGAACAAAAAAGUAGUGAAGGUUGUAGUCCCAAUUAUAGCAUGCCUGCUGACAUUCACAUCCAUAUACCUUGUCAGGAAGUGGCAAACAAAAGGCAAACAGAGAAAUGACGAAAAUAAGAAGAGAACAGUGUUAGGAAACUUUACAACUUCUCACGAACUUUUUGAGCAGAAGGUAGAAUUUCCAAAUAUUAAUUUUGAAGAGGUUGCUACUGCAACAAACAAUUUCAGUGAUUCCAACAUGCUUGGCAAAGGAGGUUUUGGUAAGGUUUAUAAGGUAACAAUUUACACUAAGAGUUGUAGCAGUGGACAAGCCUUAUAAUUUUUAUCCUGUUAAAAUAAUUUUACUAUACAGGGGAAGUUGGAAGGAGGCAAAGAAGUUGCUGUCAAAAGACUCGGUACAGGUUCCACACAGGGGGUAGAGCAUUUUACAAAUGAAGUGGUUCUUAUUGCCAAAUUGCAGCACAAAAAUCUAGUCAGGCUUCUUGGUUGCUGCAUUCAUGGAGAAGAGAAGCUUCUUAUUUAUGAAUACUUACCAAACAGAAGCCUGGAUUACUUCCUUUUUGAUGAUUCAAAAAAGUCUAUGCUUGAUUGGCGAACACGGUUCAACAUAAUCAAAGGAGUAGCUAGAGGACUUGUUUAUCUCCACCAAGACUCAAGGAUGACAAUAAUUCACAGAGAUCUCAAAGCCAGCAACAUUUUAUUGGAUGAGGAGAUGAGCCCCAAAAUAUCAGAUUUUGGUAUGGCGAGAAUCUUUGGUAGCAACCAGCAUCAAGCAAACACUAAGCAUGUAGUCGGGACAUAUGGUUACAUGUCACCUGAAUAUGCGAUGGAAGGCAUCUUCUCUGUCAAGUCUGACACCUACAGCUUUGGUGUUUUAGUCUUGGAGCUUAUAAGUGGCUCUAAGAUCAGCUCACCUCAUCUGACAAUGGAUUUUCCAAACCUUAUAGCCCGUGCCUGGAGCUUGUGGAAAGAUGGAAAUGCAGAGGAUUUUGUGGACUCAAUUAUUCUGGAAAGCUAUGCAAUUAGCGAGUUUUUGCUCUGUAUCCACUUAGGACUGUUAUGUGUCCAGGAAGACCCAAGUGCUAGACCAUUCAUGUCAUCAGUUGUGGCCAUGUUAGAGAAUGAGACCACAGCACGUCCUACUCCAAAGCAACCUGCAUAUUUCGUGCCAAGGAAUUAUAUGGCCGAAGGGACGAGACAGGACGCCAACAAAUCUGUAAACAGCAUGAGCCUUACCACACUACAGGGGCGUUAGAAGUUUGGAUUCAGAAUCAACUUGUUGCAGAAUUCAUCACUUGAUCUGAUCAUAUGAUUGUCCCUCUUUAAUUUCAGAAUGAGCUGGUUAUAGAAUUAACCGCUACGGAAUGAAAUUUACAGGAAACAAAAUUGUCCCAGUGAAAAUGUGAUUGCUCUUUGGGUCAUUGGGCUUAUGAAUUAUCAUUCAUAUUCAACAGUUUUCGGAUAUUAUGGCCUUGUUUAGUUCUCAAAAACAUCUCAUCGAAUCUUUGGACACAUAUAUGGAGCAUUAAAUAUAGAUAAAAAGAAAAAUUAAUUGCAUAGUUUACAUGUAAAU